Molecule: messenger RNA, 574 nt
Organism: Leptinotarsa decemlineata (Colorado potato beetle)
Lineage: Eukaryota; Metazoa; Arthropoda; Insecta; Coleoptera; Chrysomelidae
Gene: LSm7
Product: U6 snRNA-associated Sm-like protein LSm7
Biological process (GO): nuclear-transcribed mRNA catabolic process; mRNA splicing, via spliceosome
Cellular component (GO): catalytic step 2 spliceosome; Lsm1-7-Pat1 complex; spliceosomal tri-snRNP complex
Molecular function (GO): RNA binding
Source: RefSeq, a predicted model, not a curated record
AGUAAGCUGUGGUGUCAUUAUGAAGAAGUGGCAACCGGCAAGGAAUUAGGUGAAAUUAAAAAAUAUAAAGGUUAUGUUUUGGGAGCGAAAAAAUUAAAAUAGUUAUAAGCGCAAUUAAAAUUUGUUGCUGUUGUUAAAAUUCACAAACUAUCGAUGGCUUCUUCAGGAGACAAACGAGAUAAGAACAACCAAGGCGGCGAUCAGAAGGAAAAGAAAAGGAAAGAAUCCAUUCUCGACCUAUCUAAAUACUUAGAGAAAACUAUCAGAGUCAAGUUUGCAGGAGGCAGGGAAGCUAGCGGAGUUCUUAAAGGUUAUGAUCCAUUGCUCAACUUGGUUCUCGAUAAUACUUCCGAAUACCUACGGGAUCCUGAUGAUCCGUUCAAGUUGAUUGAAGAUACAAGGGAACUGGGACUGGUGGUUUGCAGGGGCACCAGUGUGGUUCUUAUAUGUCCUAUGGACGGAAUGGAAUCGAUACCGAACCCUUUCAUUUCACAAGACUGAACAUUACUUUUCAUGUGUGGUGUGGUUCAAAUUAAUAUCUUUUUUAUUUAUGGGAUAAAGUGUAACAAAUCUU